AUGAUCCACCCACCUUUCUGGCUGACGAAUGAUGAGUGGGAUGAGAUUCGUGAGGAUGAAUACGACCUCCUCCGUCUUGAGUUCAUGGACGCUUUGAAACAUGAGGAGGAAAAGCUUGCCGUCCCUACCGCACUGCUCCCAGCAAACCAGCCACUUUCGGCCAUCAUGCAACGAGCAUGGGACAUGGGCACUAUCUGGUUCAAUCUGGCUCUGGAGACUCCAUUAGAAACGAAUCGGAUCUUCUACUAUCAUAUCCAGCCGAGACUGGCGGCGGCACAUGGUCAGGACCCGAAGUUUCGGGAAAUCAUGCAGUGCUACUAG
Messenger RNA from Capronia epimyces CBS 606.96, 321 nucleotides. RefSeq lists its product as uncharacterized. The transcript has a single exon. The record is from RefSeq and is a predicted model, not a curated record. Lineage: Eukaryota; Fungi; Ascomycota; Eurotiomycetes; Chaetothyriales; Herpotrichiellaceae. The coding region runs from base 1 to 321 and encodes 106 amino acids.